Messenger RNA from Rhea pennata, 2833 nucleotides. RefSeq names its product matrix metallopeptidase 24 (gene MMP24). Gene Ontology annotation, molecular function: zinc ion binding; metalloendopeptidase activity. Bases 1 to 1809 code for a protein of 602 amino acids. Lineage: Eukaryota; Metazoa; Chordata; Aves; Rheiformes; Rheidae. The transcript has 9 exons. The record is from RefSeq and is a predicted model, not a curated record. Gene Ontology annotation, biological process: proteolysis; extracellular matrix organization; collagen catabolic process. Gene Ontology annotation, cellular component: extracellular matrix.
AUGGCGCCGAGGCGCGGCCGGGGCCGGGGCCUGGCCGCGGCCGGCUCCCUGCUGCCGCUGCUCUGCGCCCUGCUCCGCGCCGCCGCCGACAGCGACAGCGACGCCCGCGCCGGCAGGGGUUGGUUGAAAACUUAUGGCUAUUUGCUUCCAUCUGACAGCCGAAUGUCUGCCUUGCAGUCGGGCAAAGCUAUGCAGUCUGCAGUUGCCACUAUGCAGCAGUUUUAUGGGAUCCCAGUAACAGGAGUUUUGGAUUCAACAACUAUUGAGUGGAUGAAGAAGCCUCGAUGUGGAGUUCCAGAUCAUCCCCACUUAGGCCAUAGCCGGAGGAAUAAGCGAUAUGCAUUAACUGGACAAAAGUGGAGGCAGAAGCAUAUAACCUACAGUGUACACAACUAUACCCCCAAGGUUGGAGAGAUUGAUACAAGGAGAGCCAUUCGUCAGGCAUUUGAUGUUUGGCAGAGAGUGACACCGCUUACCUUUGAAGAGGUCCCUUACCAUGAAAUUAAAAAUGACAGGAAGGAGGCAGAUAUUAUGAUAUUUUUUGCUUCUGGUUUCCAUGGAGACAGUUCUCCAUUUGAUGGAGAAGGUGGAUUCCUAGCUCACGCAUACUUUCCUGGACCAGGAAUAGGAGGAGAUACUCACUUCGAUUCAGAUGAACCAUGGACCCUGGGGAAUUCUAAUCAUGAUGGGAACGAUCUCUUUCUGGUUGCGGUCCAUGAGCUGGGGCAUGCAUUGGGUCUGGAACACUCCAAUGAUCCCAGUGCUAUCAUGGCUCCUUUCUACCAGUAUAUGGAAACACACAACUUCAAACUGCCCCAGGAUGACCUCCAAGGAAUUCAGAAAAUCUAUGGUCCACCUGUUGAGCCACUGGAGCCAACCAGGCCUUUACCGACUCUUCCUGUUCGCAGAAUUCAUUCUACUUCGGAAAGAAAACAUGAGAGACAACCAAGACCUCCUAGUCCUCCUCUGGGUGAUAGACCGUCUCCUCCAGGCACAAAACCAAACAUCUGUGAUGGCAACUUCAACACCGUGGCUCUCUUUAGAGGAGAAAUGUUUGUUUUCAAGGAUCGCUGGUUCUGGCGUCUGCGCAACAACCGUGUGCAGGAGGGCUAUCCCAUGCAAAUUGAGCAGUUCUGGAAAGGCCUCCCCGCAAAGAUUGAUGCAGCCUAUGAGAGGUCUGAUGGAAAAUUUGUUUUCUUCAAAGGAGAUAAAUACUGGGUUUUUAAAGAAGUGACAGCAGAACCAGGAUACCCUCACAGUCUUGUGGAGUUGAGUAGCUGUCUUCCCCGGGAAGGCAUUGACACAGCUUUGCGCUGGGAGCCUGUAGGUAAAACCUACUUCUUCAAAGGAGACAGGUACUGGAGAUACAAUGAAGACAAGCGAGCAACAGACCCAGGAUACCCAAAGCCCAUCACUGUGUGGAGAGGAAUCCCUCAGGCUCCACAGGGAGCUUUUAUCAGCAAAGAAGGCUUUUAUACCUACUUUUACAAAGGGAAGGAGUAUUGGAAGUUUGAUAACCAGAGGCUGAGUGUGGAGCCAGGCUACCCCAGGUCAAUCCUCAAAGACUGGAUGGGCUGUAACCAGAAGGACGUUGAACGAAACAAAGACAGACACCUCCCCCACGACGAUGUGGAUAUUAUGGUGACAAUAAAUGAUGUGCCUAGCACUGUAAAUGCAAUUGCAGUUGUGAUCCCUUGCAUUUUGUCUCUGUGUAUCCUUGUCCUGGUGUACACGAUCUUCCAGUUUAAAAACAAAGAGGUGCAGCAAAACGUUGUGUAUUACAAAAGACCUGUCCAGGAAUGGGUAUGACACAGCCAGCUGCACAUUUCAACUCAUUGCUCCGAUGAGGACUACAGACAAAAAAAAAUAAAAAAAAAAUUGCAUUCAAAAGCCUACCAAACAGAACUACUUCGAUGACCUACAAAUUUUGGACAUCCUGGGACAGAAAGAAGCUGAAAUACUGGAUAAAAUACAGGCAGCCUUGCAGUGUGGAGUCUUUUGCCUUCUUACUGCCUCAGUUGUGUGUCAGUCUAGGUGUGCCAUUCUCCACAGGCUCACUCUGCAAAUGUCAGAGACUUCAAGACAGAUUUUCUUCAAACUUUUUCAACUGACCUGGGAAACUUCCCUCAGUGCCCUGCACCAGUGCUCCCUGUUAAACCCAGCAUUCUCCAGUGUAGCUAAACCACCCCUCAAGACUCAUUUUUUUAAUAGCUGUCUCAUAAAUGGAAUAAGAUCAUGAAAUCUAUGAACAGGAACACUUCAGUAUCAUAAGCAGAAGGCAUUCUGAUGCUGAACCAUUCUAAAAGAUCUUCUUAGUUUAUUACAAAAUCCAGGGAAUUACCUGGAUACGAUUUUCCAAUACCUGCUGGUCAGAGGUUUUGUACAUUCAUAAUUAAUCAACGUUGUCACUCAGCACAGUGCAAGAGGAACCAUUAAGCACUCCAAGAGGUAACCAAGUAUAGAGCAGAAGCUCAAGAAGCACCAAACCAGACAACAUAACAUUACCUGGUAACAUCAAAUCCUAGAUUGGGACAAUCUGACGACAAAGUAAUUGGGUCUAAAGAAACCAGUCAUAGGAAUGCAUGUUUUUGUUUUGGGAGCCAUUCAUGAAAGGGAUAUUUAAAUAUCACAUGAUGCUGUUUUAAGCUCCCAUCAGCCAGAAACAAUGAACUGAUGGUUUUGAAUAUAAUGAAAAAUAUAUAUAGGAGUACACUGCACUCUGCCCCUGUUAAGAUGCUGGGAAAAGAUGAAUUAUUGUUAUGUGGCAUGUGUAACUAGAUUGUGGAAUUUGUUUGUUGGGUUUAAGGAGAAUGGAAAUGUUUGUUUGGAGUGA